AUGUCGUGGGAGAAGCAAGGCUGGCAGGAGGCCGAGGAGGACCCCUGGCAGGAGACGAACUGGUGGCAGGAGACGAACUGGUGGCAGGACGAAUCCUGGCAGGACGACUCCUGGCAGGACGACUCCUGGCAGGACAACCCCCGCCAGGACGACAACUCCUGGAACUCCUGGCGGGACGACGAGACGAAGGCCAGCAGAGGGCACGGCAGUUUGGAGAAUCUGAACGCCCGGAAUCGCCGGGAGAUCAAGCGGUGGCGAGACGACAAGGAUGAGCUCGAGAAGGCCCGGUAUACCAUCCAGCAGCAAGAAGAUCUUAUCGACAACCUGAGAGGAUGUCUGUGGUGUGAGGAGGACAAAACGCAGCAGCUGACCGAGCGAGCAGACUCCUUGAAGAACACCAUGUUCGAAAUGGCAGACACGAUCCAGGAGAUGAGUGGGCAAAUCGAUGAGCUAAAAGGAGAGUCUGUGGAAUCCAUGCGAAGCCGCAUGCAAGCCGAGGGCAAGGUGUCAGAACUCCAGCAGGAGCUGAAGAAGCAGAGGAGUCGGAGCAGCUUGGAGAUGGGCUCUAAAGACCAGGAGUUGAAGGAAAUGCAGGCAAAGCUCGACGCGCAGGAUGCCGAGCAGAGCGAUCGUCUCGGCAGCUUGCACACUGACUUCAAGAGGUACCAGGAGGUUACAAGAAAGGCCAUUGCGGAUUCCAAAGAGCAAGAGGACUUUCUGGCAGUGAAGUUGCGGCGGAUCGAGAAAGACAAGGCGAGAUAUGUGGAGCUCGUCGGCCAGUACGACGAGCACUGGCACGCGGACGGAAACCGCAGCUACGAAGUCCCACGCCGACGCCGACAGAGGUGGCUGAGUCUGACUGAGGUCCGCUUGCACGAGGGCCCUGGCAACGAUGAGGACGAAGGACCUCCCGUGACCUCCCUGCGAAAGUGGCCAAAAAGACGUCAGAGUGGCACUGGGAGAGUGCAGAGCUUUGACUUCGACUUUGAGUGCUUGCGCAAGCGUGCUGCAACCUUCAUCUUGAUAUCCCCUUGA
This is a messenger RNA of Symbiodinium sp. CCMP2592, 1035 nucleotides long. The record is from the annotation of a GenBank genome assembly. Lineage: Eukaryota; Dinophyceae; Suessiales; Symbiodiniaceae.